This is a messenger RNA of Blastomyces gilchristii SLH14081, 1189 nucleotides long. Its product is annotated as mitochondrial 37S ribosomal protein RSM10. NCBI's taxonomy places the organism in Eukaryota, Fungi, Ascomycota, Eurotiomycetes, Onygenales, Ajellomycetaceae. The record is from RefSeq and is a predicted model, not a curated record. Gene Ontology annotation, molecular function: structural constituent of ribosome. The coding region runs from base 220 to 1002 and encodes 260 amino acids. The transcript is spliced from 5 exons. Gene Ontology annotation, cellular component: small ribosomal subunit; ribosome; mitochondrion. Gene Ontology annotation, biological process: translation.
UGGUACCCGCGAAAUACGUGUAAGUCGCUAGCAAUAUGAAGUACCCCUGAAUCAGAGCUGUGAUUGGGUGGUUGGUGGCAUGUCGUCUUAUGUAACACAAACUUUUCAAAGAACUUUUUGAGGAUCAACCUUGGAAAUAAUAGCCCACGGCAGGAUAUCACGUCAAGAGGCGCAAACUCCAUCAGUAUCGGACCAGGAGGACCUCCUUCUUCUCUCAAUAUGUUUUCUGCAAAUUCCGUGCGCUCUGUAUGGAGGAGUAAUAAAAGGCUAAAAAUAUCAAAUCCUUCUCGACCCAUUUCAAUCUCGCAUCCGCCGGCCCAGGAGAGCGGCUCUCCCAGCGCGCAUAAUCCGAGUUCUAAUGCUGUCUCUAGCGAAAUAAGAAUACCCUCCGCACCUCUUGAGAGCACCCCGAAGGAAUGGGCGGAGAGAUUAGACCAGAUCGGUAGCAAAUUCCGGCUACCGCGUAAUGUGCAAGCCGUAUACCUGAAGCCCUUGCGACGAAAAGCAGAAUUCGGUCUUCCAGUCUGUGACCUCCAGCUCCGAUCAUACAGCGCACGACAUGUCGAGUUCUUCGCCGACUUUGCGCUCAGAGCGGCAUAUUACCUGAACCUCCCUGCUUUCGGACCUGCGCCUCUUCCACGAAUUACGGAACGCUGGACUGUCUUGAAAAGCAAUUUCGCUCACAAGAAGUCCCAGGAGAAUUUCGAGAGAGUAACGCUUCGUCGAUUAAUUCAGAUUAAGGAUGGCCAUCCUGAUGUCGUUCAGACGUGGUUGGCCUUUCUACGAAAACAUGCGUUCCAUGGAGUUGGUAUGAAAGCGAAUGUUUGGGACCAUAGUCCAAUAGGCGUUGGGAAAUCGAUGGAUGAGACGGCUGCUGAGUUGGACACCGCAAUUGAGGAAAAACUUGCCAACUUCGGCUCUAGCAAGAAGGCAUUGGAGCAAGCGGAAUCAGUUGCUGAUUUGGUAGACAGAAGGAAAUUUAUCAAUAACAAUAGCCGCUGAGAUUCGGGUAUUUUAAGGGGUUUUAUAUGCAUGGAGCUUGUAUAUCAUUUGGCCAUAUCUUUGUGUUUCCUUGUACUAAAAUAAAUUAUAAAUUCGUAUAUUGAAGUGUAAAUUGCACCAUAAACCUAUAGGCAUUCCAUUCCUCCCAAAACAUGUAACCCUAGUCCGUACCGGACAGCGCUAUAUA